Molecule: messenger RNA, 1287 nt
Organism: Prorocentrum cordatum
Lineage: Eukaryota; Dinophyceae; Prorocentrales; Prorocentraceae
Source: the annotation of a GenBank genome assembly
AUCCAGAAGAAGACGAUGAACGCCGACUACAAUGCGAACAUUCAGGAGCUCGUGAAGACGAUCACGGACCACCCGGCGUUCGCCAACAUCCAAUCUUUGGACCCCUUGCCCAUCAACCGCGAGGUGCCGGACGGGGGCGGGGUUGGUUUUCAGGUCGCCUUUGACCAGGCCUUGUGCGACGCCGCGAUGGCCACUGCGAAGCAGUACCAGUGCGGCGCCAACAUCUUCUGGGCCGACUGCUUGAAUGUAGCUGCAAAGGGGGUCCCCUGCCGGCAUCGGACGACCGAGGCCCUGGCGGAGUUCCUCUACCCGGAUGGCGAGGCCCCCGGGUACUACGAGGGGAUCAUAAUUGUGAACGUCUCUGGCGGCAAGGUGGACAAGAAAGACCUGGGCACCUACGGCUUGAUCUCCCCAGAGGAGGCUGUCCACGCGGCCUACUGGGCGUGCGCCAGAGACAUCCGCGCCGGAAAGUCCGACGAUGUCCUCGCCGCCUGGAAGACAUUGUUCCUGACAGUGACCAUGAAGUUCACCGCCUACGAUGAUGAUUUAAUUUUUUUCAAGGCCAAGACGCUCAGGAACACGAUCGUCCAGGAGCACGAUUCAUUGGCCAGGACAGCGUUCCAGGAGGUGUGCGAGAUCGCCAACCUGAAGGCGCAGCUGGAGCAAUCCAAUGGCAGGGAAAUCAGCGCUGGCGAACUCGUGGAGUUGUACAAUACGAAGUCGAAGCUUGCUGAUAGCCAGGAGGAGAUUACAUUUUCUUUCGUGGACUCCGCGCUCACCGUCUGGAGCAGGGCGCUCAGCAUUCCGAGCGUCUUGCACGCAGUUCGCCAGCUGGACGAGUCCCAUUCUCACCGGUCGCUCUUCGAUUCGAUCACCAAGCUCCAGACCAUCAUCUCCAAGGCCAAGACCGAGGAGAACAUCGAGUACGUGUUCUUAGCCCUGGCUGACGCCUUCAUCCACAAAAUGAUCGUCACCCUCCCCCUGCGCGAGCUGCAGGGCUAUGGGGCCGGGCAGAUGGGCAAGGGCGUCAUCGACGAGGUGCUGUUCAAGAGGGACGUGAAGCAGUGGAUGCGCCAGGAGUGGCUCACGAGGCUGAAGGCCAUCACCAACGCCGAGAAGGACAUCAUCCGCGACGUGACGCGUGACUUCGCCACGUUGCGCGAGAAGUGCGGGUGCCGGUCCAUGGACAAUUCUCACGUCGAUAUCACUUGGCAGGCCGAGCUCGGCAAGCCCGCCCUCGCGGCGCUGGAGCUCUUCGAGGACCGCCGACGACGGCGGCGACAAUGA